AUGAAAAUCUUAACAACAAACUACCUAACCUGCGCGCUCCGCGCCUGCAAAUCCCAUCCGAAUUCCUUCCCCCUACAUUUUCGCGACGCGGAGCUGCAACAAGAUUCUUCGCCCUUCAACGCCGCCUUUAUCUCGAACAUCCUACCGCGGAUGGACUGGUCCGCGCUCCUGACCACAGCGGCCGAGCUCGGUUUUACCAGUUUGCCGGCGGAGAAGCCGGCUGUGGUGGACGAGAAGGUUGGGAUGGAGUUACAUCGGAUACUGAUUGAGGUUUGCUGGUUCCUUGGGGGUGAGGGAUGGGAGGAUGGCGGGGGCUGAUGGGAGAGCAGACGCAGGUUGUUGAGGGGAAAUUGGUGUGUGGGAAUUGCCGGCAUGAAUAUGCGAUACAUCAGGGGAUUGCGAAUUUUUUAUUGCCCGGACAUUUGGGUAUCUCU
Messenger RNA from Tuber aestivum (summer truffle), 434 nucleotides. The record is from the annotation of a GenBank genome assembly. NCBI's taxonomy places the organism in Eukaryota, Fungi, Ascomycota, Pezizomycetes, Pezizales, Tuberaceae.